This is a messenger RNA of Lineus longissimus, 1865 nucleotides long. RefSeq lists its product as uncharacterized. Lineage: Eukaryota; Metazoa; Nemertea; Pilidiophora; Heteronemertea; Lineidae. Bases 555 to 1289 code for a protein of 244 amino acids. The record is from RefSeq and is a predicted model, not a curated record. The transcript has 5 exons.
AUGCGGUUGAAUCUGACAAAAGCUACUUCUUAAAGGGCAACUCACUUUUGGUCACAGCGGCUUUGGUUUUUCCGAACUACAUCCUCAACACUUCACUUUCUUGCCCUCAAAUUUAGUCUUUUUACCAAAUCACUUAUUAAUGACAACCUCUCAAACAUCCCUCUGUCAGCCAUUGAAGUGCCUCUAUUUUUAGCAAUUUCCAAACUGGUGGCUCGUACAAUGUCAAUUGACUAUGUCAUGGGGUGCACACUGGACAAUAAGUGUAGGCAAAACGGUAGAUUUGUAUACCAGCACAAUCUAUAAAUACAUUGUAUUAUUAAAACUGUUUAAAAGGCAAUCAUUUGCUACAUGCUACAUGUGACGUUUUCUACUGAAUAUCGACAUCUUGCAACGCAUUCCGUGCGUCUGUGGCCAAGUGGAUAAAAACGAUUUCCAUUCGUACACUUUCCUUUUGUAUAUAGCCUGGUCACUUUGGAAACCAUAGGUUACGAAUUGACGUGACUACAUCUGUGCUAAUGUUAACUGAUGCGUGUGUUCUUAUGUCGGAGUAAGAAAUGGAAGCACCACUAGUUUCGGAGCUCCUUAUAUAUGCCAUAAUUUUCACUAGAUACAGUUGGAACGUUGGCGGCGUCCCUGCCUUCCAAGUCCUGACCGGCUCUGCCUCGGGUAAAGCUGAUGAUUCUCCCUCUACCUCACCGCCUUGUCCGACCAAAUAUGUCGCAAUCAAGUGUGAAGCGGUUGGACCAACUGACGGCUCCUACAUGCUACAGGACGGAAGGUGUCAAGCUAAGAAAUCAGGCUCGCCAUAUGGAACAGUCACUAGCCGAAUAUUCUGCAUGUACACCAAUGGGAAGGUAAAUGCCAGUCACCCCGAACAUGUGGGUUACGUGGCCAAUCCGACCGCGUCAUGUCCAGCUGGAACUGAAGUUUAUGGAUGCAACCUGCAUUCACCAUGGAGACCUUCAUAUCCAAAUUCGGCUGUUGCUGCGUCCACGCUUAAUGACACCGUUCAGUGCCAGGUGACCAACUGCCAGCGCUGCAGAGUUGGUGCACAUUGUUUGUCAUCUCGAACGCUGAAGGUAUACAAGCGUCAAGCGGGAAUGAACGGCAUUGCUGGAAUCAAUCUUAAAUCCACCGAACCAGCCCACCUCACAGGGAUAGAAACAGGAACACAGCUGAAAGAAAAUAUAGGAUUCUUUCAGUGUGCUGCCAGUUGUCGCCAGGAGGCGUCAUGUGUUCAUAUCAUAUACAUUGAAACUGCAAGGCUUUGCUUCUUCAAAUUAUUAUGAAUGCACUGACCACGAUCCAUUUUCCCAAUUUUCUACAGGCAUGAUACAAAAAAGCGAUGCCGCGGACCAAACAGUACGCCCAUGAUUGCCGGCGUAAAAAAGGAAUAUCUGUGAUAGUUGUUAUUAGUAAAUGGUGGGACUACUUUGUCGAUGUGGCCGUUCUUCAAACCAUCCUAUAGCUAAUCCUGAAAGGAACGGAACACCAGAACGAAACUAUUCAAUCACAAGUCUGGUGGGGACUAUACAUGCUUCCCGAAAUUGGUGGCUUGCAUUGGAACUAACUUUUUCCCCCUUGUCCGUCAUUAAAGGCAUUCAAGUGUGUUGGUCAACCAUGACUAUCUCCUUUGUCCCUCCACCAUAAGGCCUAGUUUCCCCUUAUGACAUCACUAUUUCGGACUCGGCGCCCCAUUUCUGGAAAGGUGUAUAGCUGGGUUCACUUUAAGCCUGUCACUACAAGGCUUUUUACCGAAGAGUGACAUCCCCUGGCGCGUUUCUGAUGUUGAAAAUACAUUGUGUAGAUGAAUAAAAUAGAGUAAAUAUUCCAUCUAUUGUGAGUAAAUAAAUAUAUACGCAUUA